AUGGACGCAGAUUCUUCUCUAAGCCUUGGUGUCGUUGACAUUCAAAAUUACAGCAUGUUUCGCCCAUUGCAAGAACCGAUAAUCAAAUUUGCAGAAGAAUUGAAUGAUCCCAGUCUUAACACUGCAUUUAUAAAGCUAGAUGAUCAUGUGCAAUGCUAUAAGCAACCGUAUGAUAUCUUCACGUUUAGUGAGAGUCCUCCUGUUAUCUACAUCAGAUCUUUCGUUAGUGAAAACGAGAUUGAUGAUUUGAUCAAAGCUAGGCCAAGUCCUGUCUAUAAGAAGGGAGAAAGCCAGCCGAAUGACGAAGUCCGCAAGUCAGAAAAUGCAUGGCCAGAGCGGAGUCAUGUCGUAAAAUGCAUUGAGAAGAGAGCACAGCAGUUUCAGAACUGGCAGCCUAAUAUGAAAAUGGAAGUUUUGGGUGUCCAGCGUUACCAGCAAAACGGAUUUUUCAAACACCACCAUGAUUCCUUUGGCACUGCUCCUACUCUCGGCGAUCGGAAAUCGACCUUUAAUGUUUAUCUUGAAAGUAACUGCACCGGUGGAGGAACCCAUUUCCCGCACCUUGACAUGCCGGACGAUCGUGGCUGGUGCGAAUUCGUCGACUGCGAGGCAUCGGAGUCAGGGGUUGUGUUUAAGGCCAUCGCAGGAAAUGCUGUUUACUGGGAGAACUUUGGAGACGAUGGCAUCAAGUAUCCGGCUACAUUGCAUGCCGGCUUGCCUGUUCUCUCCGGAAGAAAGAUUGGAAUGAAUAUCUGGACAUGGUUGAUACCUUAG
Molecule: messenger RNA, 774 nt
Organism: Talaromyces amestolkiae
Lineage: Eukaryota; Fungi; Ascomycota; Eurotiomycetes; Eurotiales; Trichocomaceae
Exons: 2
Coding region: 1-774 (257 amino acids)
Biological process (GO): peptidyl-proline hydroxylation to 4-hydroxy-L-proline
Cellular component (GO): endoplasmic reticulum
Molecular function (GO): procollagen-proline 4-dioxygenase activity; iron ion binding; L-ascorbic acid binding
Source: RefSeq, a predicted model, not a curated record